AUGUGUUGCCAGACAGGGUUCACAGUCCAGUUUGAACACAGGCCGCAUUCUUCAGGUUGCAAUUGCCUUGCCAGGAUUCCAGAAGGCGCUUUCAAAUCCAUCAACUUCAGCAAGCUCUCAGGGGAUAUGGCGGCUCUAGCUCAGCGCUCGGCUCUUUCAGGUGCUCAGUCAUUGAGCACCUCAUAUGGUGCUUCAAACAAGCAGUCGGUGCAAAUUGCUGCGUGUCUCCCAGCACGGGUGCAGGCCCAGCUUUCUCAAUACGAAGGGCUUCGGAAGGGUGCUCUGGUCCAAAAUGAAUCUCCUUUCUCAGGCAAGGCAGUGACAAAGUCCAUGUCUCGUCAGUCGACCAGUGUAUGUCGUGCAGUGGCGACCGAGGUAGAGAAGGAGACUGAAGUUUCUCUGAACAUCGCAGAAGAUGUUACGGAGCUUAUCGGAAAGACACCCAUGGUGUAUUUGAACAAGGUUGUCGAUGGUUGUGUCGCUAACAUUGCGGCAAAGUUGGAGAUCAUGGAGCCCUGCUCCAGUGUGAAGGAUAGAAUUGGGAAGAGCAUGAUUGAGGACGCUGAGGGGGCUGGCAAAAUCAUCCCUGGAAAGACAACUCUGGUGGAGCCGACAAGCGGCAAUACUGGCAUUGGGCUGGCAUUCAUUGCUGCGGCCAAGGGGUACAAGCUCAUCCUGACCAUGCCUGCCUCCAUGUCGCUGGAGCGCCGCAUCCUGCUCAAGGCCUUUGGGGCGGAGCUCGUCCUGACGGACCCGGCCAAGGGGAUGAAGGGCGCGGUGCAGAAGGCCGAGGAGAUCCUGAAGAAGACCGACAACUCGUACAUGCUGCAGCAGUUUGAGAACCCUGCCAACCCAAAGAUCCAUUUCGAGACGACUGGCCCUGAGCUCUGGGAGGAUACGGCCGGGAAGAUCGACAUCCUUGUCGCCGGGAUUGGGACAGGUGGCACUGUGACUGGAGCAGGGAGCUUCCUUAAGAAGCAGAACCCCAAGAUCAAAGUCAUUGGCGUGGAGCCCAAGGAGAGCAACAUCCUGUCUGGCGGCAAGCCAGGCCCUCACAAGAUCCAGGGCAUUGGGGCUGGAUUUGUUCCAGGGAUUCUGGACGUCGACAUCCUGGAUGAGGUGGUUCAGAUUUCGAGCGCGGAUGCUGUCGAGAUGGCCAAGGAGCUGGCUCUAAAGGAGGGCCUUCUUGUUGGAAUCUCUUCGGGUGCCGCUGCAGUUGCAGCUGUCCAGAUUGCAAAGCGGCCAGAGAACGCAGGAAAGCUGAUUGCGGUUGUUUUCCCCAGCUUCGGAGAAAGGUACCUUUCGUCUGUCCUUUUCCAGUCGAUCAGGGAAGAGGCAGAGAAGAUGCAAGCAUCGUAAAGCGACCAGCAAUUGGCAGUCAAUUGACUGCGCCCUAGAGUCAGGGCGAAUCAGCUCUUUACAAUCUCUGACAUCAAAGGUCUUGAGGGGUGUAGGCGCUGAGAUGGUUGCAGUCUACAACACUCUCUUUCUUGCUUUCCAUGAGAGAGCACCCAUGGAAAGCCACAUCAUAGGUGUACGAUCGUCAUGCUCUAUGCAGAAUUAAAGAAAAGAUGCCACUUUCAAAGAAUCUUAUCUCGUACAAAGCCCUACGAAAGUUUCUUUUUGCAUACACUCCUUGUUGUGAAUUGUGACUUACCGGCAUUUUCCAGAGUUGACCAACGCGAUACUUGGGCAAAUAUGGUCCUCCUAAGGAGCUCGGACCAACUUGAACCUCAACUUUCUGGCGUUAGAGUUUCCAAGAGUCCAUGCGGUUUCUGGUUUUAAAGGUUCGAGUCUACGUGGCAAAUAUUCCGAGCGCCUGCGUGUGAAAGCCGUGCCUAGGCAGCAUCAGAUCCUGUCUGCUUGAUGGGUUAGCGGAUACAACCCCGAGUAUUAGGGGAAGGUCACUUUGAAGUGGUACCCCCCUUUAUGAUUUGUAGAGGGUUUUCGCCGGAAGCGCUGAGUCCCCCCCCC
Molecule: messenger RNA, 1974 nt
Organism: Klebsormidium nitens
Lineage: Eukaryota; Viridiplantae; Streptophyta; Klebsormidiophyceae; Klebsormidiales; Klebsormidiaceae
Source: the annotation of a GenBank genome assembly